AUGCCUCCCCGCCAGUCCUUGGACCCAUGGCGGGCCCACACCAACCGUCCCGGGUCCAGUGGCGGACGCCUGAACUCCCAUCCCUCCCAGGACCCACACGGCCGGGCCCAGGCCCUCCCGUCCUCGGGACACUGGCGGACGCCUCCCGCCCACCCGUCCGGGGCCCACGGCGGGCCCUUGCCCCCCAACCCGUCCCGGGACCCGUGGCGGACGGCGCCUGCCUGCCCGUCCCGGUACCAGCAGCAGGCCCAGCCCGCCGUCCCGAAACUAGUGGCGGACGCCUGCCCGCCCGUCAGGGGCACGCGGUGGGCCUUGCCCGCCCGUCCCCGGGACCAGUGGCGGAUGCCUCCCCGCCCGUCCUUGGACCCAUGGCGGGCCCACACCAACCGUCCCGGGUCCAGUGGCGGACGCCUGAACGCCCAUCCCAGGACCCACGGCGGGCCCGUGGUGGACGCCUGCCCGCCCGAUCAGGAGGGGACACGCGGUGGGCCCGUUGCACCGCCCGUCCCAGGACCAGUGGAGGAUGCCUGCCCGCCCAACCCGCCCGAACCCCCGCCCGGCGGCCCGCGGGGGCCCUUGCCCGCCCGUCCCUGGCAGAACCGCCUGCCCGCCCGUCCCGGUACCAACAGCAGGCCCAGCCCGCCCGUCCCGGGACCAGUGGCAGACGCCUGGCCCGCCCAUCCCGGGACACGCUGUGGGCCCUUGCCGCCCGUCCCGGGCCACAUGGCGGAUGCCUCCCACCCAACCACGCCGACCCGCGGCGGGCCCUUUCCCUCCCAGUCCCCGGGACCAGUGGCGUAUGCCUGCCCGCCCUCCCGGGACCCGCGGGGUACCUUGCCUGCCCGUCCCAGGACCAGUUGGCUGUACGCCUGCCUCCCUCCCGUACCAACAGCUAGGCCCGCGCCUCCCUCCCCGGGACCAGUGGCGGCGCCUUCCCCCUGUCCCUGGACAACGCGUGGGCCCCUCGCACCACCCCUGCCCGGGACCGUGGUGAUGCCUUGCCCACCCAACCCCCGCGACCCGCGGCGGGCCCUGCCCGCCUGUCCCCCCGUGACCAGUGGGCCCCGGAUUGGCCCUGCCCUCCCGUCCCGGGACCCGCGGGGGGCCCUUGCCUGCCCGUCCCGGUACCCUGGCGGACCCCUGCCCGGCCCACCCGGGACCCUCGGCGGGCCCUUGGCCCGCCCGUUCCCAUGGGACCAGUGGGUAACUGCCUGCCCCCUCCCCGUCCCCGGACCCUCGGCUGGCCCGUUUGCCCGGUACUUCCCAGGGACCAGUGGCGGCCACCUGCCCGCCCGCCGGUCCUUGGACCCACCCGGCCGGGCCUUGCCCGCCCGUCCCGGGACCAGUUGGCCGGAUGCCUGCCCACACCAACCCGGCGGACUCCUCUGCGGCCCUUGCCCGCAACCGUCCCGACCAAUGGCCCGGGAUGCCUGCCCGCCGUCCCGGGACCCGCGGGGGGACCUUGCCUGCCCGUACCCGAGGACCCACAGUGGCGGAGGACGCCUGCCCCCUCUCCACCCGUCCCGGUACCCACGCAGGCCCAGCCCGCCCGUCCCGGGAUCAGUGGACGGAGCCCUGCCCACCCAACCCGCGACCCGCGGCGGGCCCGUUGCCCGCCUGGUCCCGUGA
This is a messenger RNA of Macrobrachium nipponense, 1629 nucleotides long. Its product is annotated as basic proline-rich protein-like. The record is from RefSeq and is a predicted model, not a curated record. Bases 1 to 1629 code for a protein of 542 amino acids. The transcript is spliced from 3 exons. NCBI's taxonomy places the organism in Eukaryota, Metazoa, Arthropoda, Malacostraca, Decapoda, Palaemonidae.